CACAGGGUGCAGAGACAGUGGGACACAGAGGAACUGGAGAGGCCAUGUUCACUAUCACAGAGUUUCAGAAGAUCGGGGUGGGAAUCUCCGGGUUCGGCCUGUUUUUCCUGCUGUUUGGGGUGCUUCUGUACUUUGACUCCGUCUUGCUGGCAUUUGGGAAUGUUUUGUUUCUGACUGGUCUGGCUUUCAUCAUCGGCCUACAGAGGACGGCCAUGUUCUUUUUUCAAAGGCAAAAGCUCAGAGCCUCUUCCUUCUUUCUUGGAGGUGUGGCCCUAGUGCUCAUGCGCUGGCCUGUGGUGGGCAUGGUAAUGGAGACCUAUGGUUUCGUCCUGCUGUUCAAAUCUUUUUUUCCAGUGGCCUUCCAGUUUCUUGGAUCAUUAGUGAACCUCCCAUUUCUCAAUACGAGUACAAAUGAAGACAAAUGACACCCCUCCCUUUCUCUCCCCCAAGAUACUGAGCAAGUUAUCUGGAAGCAGCACCUCCUCCAUGGUCUGAGGGGAACUGCCAGUGGAAGGGAAAGACUGGAGAGUUCCGGUUUGGACCGGUUCUACCUCUGCUGGCUAAACCAGAUUAAAGCAGAACAAACAAGCUCUACCUGCACAAACUGACCUAUCGCGAUGACAUUUAAAGAUGUGG
This is a messenger RNA of Conger conger (European conger), 636 nucleotides long. RefSeq names its product golgi transport 1A (gene golt1a). The transcript is spliced from 5 exons. Lineage: Eukaryota; Metazoa; Chordata; Actinopteri; Anguilliformes; Congridae. The record is from RefSeq and is a predicted model, not a curated record. Gene Ontology annotation, biological process: retrograde transport, endosome to Golgi; endoplasmic reticulum to Golgi vesicle-mediated transport. Gene Ontology annotation, cellular component: membrane; endoplasmic reticulum. Bases 45 to 425 code for a protein of 126 amino acids.